AGGUCCCUCGGGGUGCCCCCCCUGCCCCCAGCGUGCCCCCCACCGCACAGCUCGGGGUCGCGGGGGCACUUGCUGGGGGGGCCUCGGUCCCGCUGCCCGUGUCCCAGCAAAGAUGCGAAACAGCGCCGGGACCAGCCCCGACCCCCGGGGGACGGCGCCCGUCACCGCGCGGCGCUGGGACCCGGAGCUGCCGACGGCAGCUCUGGGGGCGCGGCCGGCCAGGCAGUUCCCCGCUGCCCGAGCGCUCCGGCCGCCAGGCCCGUGCCGGUGCGCGGCCGGGGCCCGGUGCGCGGCCGGGGCGCGGGGGCCCCGCGUCGUCCUCACCCGGGCGGCGCUGACGUCACGGGCAAGGCGGAGCGCCGCCCGCCCCUCGGCGUCCCCGCCGUGUCCUGGCGACACCCGGGGACGCGGCGGGCACCGACAGGCGCCUCGUCCUCGCCUCCCGCCGCCGCUUCCCCUCAGCGCUUCCCGCCGCCUCUCCGCGUCCCUCCUCCCCGCGUCGCCGCCGCCCGCCAUGAGCGGCCCGCAGACGGGAUGUCUGCCAACCUACAACAGCCUUACAGACAAACACUUGGCUGGAUACUUCAGCAAUGCCAGGAUAAGACGGCAUCUUCAGAGAUCAGGACUGAUCUCGAGGAGUGGAAGAAUAAUACCUGAGAAAGAAUACCAGUUAAAUACUAGGAGGAAGGAUCACCAAAGAUAUGUACAGGAGUGCCUGGCUUGCACCAUAUUUCGUAAGGUCUUUGACAUGGAGCGUCAUCAUCAGCUGGCAAAAAAAAGUAAACUUGAAAAUUCUGUGAGGAAGGAGCGAUUGCUGAAAAUGAAGGUGGAAAAGUCCAGAAGAUCAGUGGAAGAUGCCAGAUGUAUGCGCUGGCCACACCCACCACCUGGUCCGAGAAAUCGGUGUGGGCUCCAUCCUUUGGUGGCUGCAGACCCAGCCGGUCACUCCCGACUGAUGAGUUUCACCAGUCACCCCACAGACCACAACAGGGCACCCAGACCUGUAGUUGAUUAUAAUGGUGGACAUCCUUCUCAUCAACACCCAUCCAAGAAGCCUGCCUUUUCUAAGAUGACUUCCUGUCGACCAAAUACAGCUCCAGGAAAUACACAACACCCGCUUCGUCUCCAGCCACUUCACAUCUGUGCUGCAGUAGAGUCUGUACCAAAGACUUCGACCUCUAAACAAAUGUGCCACGCACGUGAACACGGUCAGCAGCUUGCCAGUGGGGGGGAGAGGAGUGGAUUAAGAUUUAUGAGUUCAGGGACUGGUGUGUCUGCAUAUCAACUCCCUGUCGUUAACAAUUAUCUGAUACCAGUGCCACCUCCGCCCCUGCAAAAAGGAGAUAAGAGCGCAAAUGCAGCGAGAAGUGGGACAUCCAGGCGGAGGCAGCUUCGUCCUAUGACUGUACCGAAUGAUGUAGAGCAACUUUUAACAAAGAAUUCUGGAGGGUUCCCUAAGCCCUCGUUACACAGCAACGCAUCUGUUACCAUGGUCUUUCUAGGAAAAAGUGUGCAUUUAUCUCACAAUGAUGCUGAUUACAGAGAUGAAAUCAAAGUCUAUCAGCAGCACUGUGGAGGAGAAAACCUUUGUGUCUAUACGGGCAGGCUAUUGAAAGGAGAGACCUUUCAGUUCGUCUCAAGGAGGCACCGUGGUUUCCCAUUCAGCCUCACCUUUUUUGUCAAUGGGAUGCAAGUGGAAAGGCUGAGCUGCUGCUGUGAGUACAGACAUCAGAGGCGUUCCAGGCUGGGAGAGAGACACGGCUACUUCAGGUUUCUCAGUGUGGAGGGAGCAACUCCUUGCUGCAGGUGCAUUGUUGCAAUGGGUCUGGACAGAAAGCCAUGCCCUCCCAAGAGAAAGAUGGAGGAGGACCAUGAGGAAAAGCAUGUGGGUUCCGGGGGCGGUGGAGUGUGCAGUGAGCCAAGUAAAAGCAGUGUUGAUCAGAAAUCAAGCAAAUGUUCAGUGUUAGUCAUCUUACCAGAUCAUGAAGGAAUUGUGGCAACUGUUGAGGACAAAAUGGAGACUGGACAGGAGUACAGAAAAGAAGAAAGGAAAAAGCUGUCUGAUCGUGAGAGUGAAGAUAGUCAGGAAGACGCCAGUAAAUAUGAGUAUGAUGAAGAUUCUGAAUCAGAUGAGAAAGUUAAUGAAGAGGGCCAGACUGGGGAUCAGAGGAAUGAAGUACCAGUGUCAUCCUCAGAUGACAAAACCCAGAAUUUGGACAAUGAAAGGGAGAGUAAAACCUCAUCCCAGGAGGCACUGCAGGUCUCUGGCAGUGAGAAAGAUGAGAGCAGUGGAUACUCUGACAGUGACUCCGAGGACGAUAAACAAGAUAGGAGGCCUGCACACUCUCUGUCAUUCAUCAGAACUCAGUAUAGCAGUGAAGAUGACGGUCAUGCUGAAACAAUGAAAGACGAGGGCAAAGAGGAGUAUAACAUCCAACGGCCAUCUGAUAACGCAGCACAUGCACAGUAUGGAAAUGAGAAUGGGCAGAAUAAACUGCUUGAAAUGGAGGAAAAUCGGAAAACUUUUGCACUGGGAAAGGAAGGAGUAGAUGAAGCAGAAAAGGCAAAAGCAGAAGAUCUGACAGCGAAGGAAGUUUUUGAAGAUUGCAAACCAGGCCAGGAGGAAAUACCAAAGGCAACUGGAAAUGGUCCUCAUGUGGAUUCUGAACCUGAACCUGGUGAUUCCUGUGCAGAUGAGGAAGAUGAGAAUGUAGCAAGUACAGAGGGUGAUGCCACUGAAGGUGGAGCUGUCUUGGCGGAACUAACAAGAAUACUUGAUGUGCAAGAGGCAGCAGAACAAGUGGUACGAGAAGGGCAGAUGGCAGGAGGGAGACAAGCCCUUGAGAAGGAAGAUUUUGUUGCUGAGGGAGGAGAUGCUGACACUGAAGAUCCAGGGGAAGUGUCACGAGUGCAGCCCAAGGAAGAUGCAGUGGCUGUGCUGCAGGCACAGGGUCAGCUUGUGGUGGAGGAAUCUGCACCUGAGGAGAGCACCGUGGCAGAGGCAGAUCCCAAAGGAAAGGGGACAGGGAAGGGAAUGGAAUCUGGCACUGAGGUGGCACCUGGGGAGCAGGAGGGUCUGAUGGAGGAGACAGAGAGCGAGGCAGCACGGGGAGAGGAGCUGUCAGGGAGAGGGGCACUGCUCGGCAGGGCGGCAGGCGGGGUGGUGUCCGGGCAGGAGGAGGUGGCUGGGGAGGUGGCGGGGGGAGAAGAGGCUGUGGAGGAGGCCCCCGAGGAGGAGGCUGCGGGAGCGAUGGGGCCUCUGGUGAAGGAGGUGGCGCGUGGGACAGUGCCUGAGGCGGAGGAGGCCAUGGAGGAGGGAGCUUUGGCAGGGAAGGGUCUGGUGGUGGGUGGUGUGUCUGAGGAAGAGGAGGCUGUGGAGGAUGCCAGCUUGACAGAAGAAGGAAUUGCUAGGAUAGUUAGCCCUGAGGGAGAGCAGGCUGUGGAGGAAGCCAUUUCUGAAGGGGAGGAGGUUGCAGAGAAGCCCGAGGCUCUCCUGGAAACUUUAGUGAAUAUGAAUGUUUGCACAGGAGAAGUCUUUGUAAAGCCAAAUGAGUUUUCCCAGCUGAAAGCCUCAGGGGAAGAGUUGAUGGAGAUGGGGAAAGCUGCCAUAGGAGCAGCAACAUCUCAGACUGGCAAGGCAUCAGAGGUAGAAGAGAUCUCUCUCCUGAGAGCAGAAGAUACAGUGGAGGAGACUGUGGAGCCUGGCAAGGAUCCUGUGUCAUCUCAGUUGGGGGAGAUCACAGCAAUGGAGGAGGAGGAGGGCUCGGCAGAAGCACUUUGGGGUGGAGACCCAUCUCAAGGCAGCAAAGCAAAGUCAGAGGGUGCGAUGGAAGAAAAACCCGAUGGAGGGGAGAUGGGUGUAUCUGCGGAGAUAGCCAGAGCAGAGUCAGGAGGUGGAGCAGCGAGCCCGAGGGAGCUGGCAGCUGGGCUGGGGGCACGGCUGCAGUGUGCUAAAGAGGGAGGGGAGCAGGGGCCAACUGCUGAGGGGCUGGCGGCCGAAGCAGCGCUGCCGGCCCUGGGGCCGCGUAAAGGUCCCCGAGCACCCCUGCGCCUGGGAACGGGGGAGCAGAGCUGA
This is a messenger RNA of Tyto alba (common barn owl), 4075 nucleotides long. RefSeq names its product glutamate rich 3 (gene ERICH3). The transcript has 16 exons. Lineage: Eukaryota; Metazoa; Chordata; Aves; Strigiformes; Tytonidae. The record is from RefSeq and is a predicted model, not a curated record. Bases 113 to 4075 code for a protein of 1320 amino acids.